This is a messenger RNA of Tetrapisispora phaffii CBS 4417, 1377 nucleotides long. Its product is annotated as 2-aminoadipate transaminase. Gene Ontology annotation, biological process: biosynthetic process. Lineage: Eukaryota; Fungi; Ascomycota; Saccharomycetes; Saccharomycetales; Saccharomycetaceae. The record is from RefSeq and is a predicted model, not a curated record. Gene Ontology annotation, molecular function: pyridoxal phosphate binding; L-2-aminoadipate:2-oxoglutarate transaminase activity. The transcript has a single exon. Bases 1 to 1377 code for a protein of 458 amino acids.
AUGGACAGUACAUUAGCGAUUAAUUUCUUUAAGGGUCAUCCAAGCUUUCGACUAUUGCCUAAUGAGCAGAUUGUAAAGGCUACUACUCAAUUGUUACAAGAUAACACAAGAGAUUAUGAUGACGAUCCAGUAAAUAGACAUCCUUUGACUUAUGGUUCGAACGAAGGUUCCCUUUGGGUUAGGGAUACUAUAUGUGAGUUUAACAAUUAUAAAGCAUUCAAAUUCAAAGCAUCUGAUAAAAAUGUAAAAUCAAAACCAGAGUAUUUAAAUUUGACUUCUGGUGCAUCCUACGGUGUUUUAAAUAUAUUGUUACAAUGUACUCUACCUCAUACAGGCUACACUAGACAAGCAUUCAUCAUUACUCCAACCUAUUUUCUCAUUAACGAUUGUUUCUUUGAUGCUGGAUUUGGAAACAAACUAACUGCAAUAAAUGAAGUUGGAAACGAUUCGUUUGAUUUAAAGAUGCUAGAAGACAAACUCAUUUACUUUGAGGAGCAGGUCAACGUUAAUAAAAUCGAAGAAAAUUGUAACGAUGACUUUGCUGUAUUGAGAAACCCUCUAAAAGCUGAGCAAGAUCAAAAAAAAAUUUACAGAUAUGUCAUAUAUUUGAUUCCUACAUAUUCCAACCCAAGUUCUCAUACCUACAACAUGGAAACAAGAGUCGCAUUGAUUGAUUUAGCGAGAAAAUAUGAUAUGUUAAUUAUAACAGAUGAUGUUUACGAUUUAUUAAAUUACAAUAUAUCCGAGGGGCAGAUUACUAACAACGAAAUACCAACCCCAAUGAGGCGUUUAGUACAUUUAGAUAGGGAAACGAACUCUGAUCCAAUAAGUUUUGGAAAUACUAUUUCCAAUGCAACAUUUUCGAAGCUAAUAGCCCCAGGUCUAAGAUUUGGCUAUCAAGAAUCUAUCAAUGAAAAAUUAGUCUCUCAAUUGUCAAUUGGUGGUGCCAACGUUUCAGGAGGCACUCCAGCUCAACUAAAUUCCAUGAUUGUUGGUACAUUGUUGAAGAAUAGAUUAGCAGAAAAAAUUCUAUUUAAUUUCAUCAAGACAUACAAAGAUCGUGCAGCUGUAUUAUAUACGGCUAUGAAAUUGUAUAUGCCAGAAGGAACAGCAUUUAGCAAAAUGAAUGGUGGAUAUUUUUGUUGGGUAAAGCUACCAGAAAAUUAUGAUGCUGUAGCUAUUGGAAAAUUAGCAAAAAAGGAAGGUGCAAUUGUUGCAAACGGUUCAGAUUUUGAAGUAGUUGGAGAUACUAGAGAUUGGGGUAAAAACUGCUUUAGACUAUCUAUCAGUUUUCUAGAGAGGGAAGAUAUAAGGAAAGGUAUCGAGAUACUUGGUAAAAUAUGCAAACAAUAUAGAAAAGCAGCAUCUAUUGCUUAA